Microbotryum saponariae is the source of this 968-nucleotide messenger RNA. Lineage: Eukaryota; Fungi; Basidiomycota; Microbotryomycetes; Microbotryales; Microbotryaceae. The record is from the annotation of a GenBank genome assembly.
AUGCCCCUCACACUACUACGCUCGUCCCCGCCAGCCCUGACGCGCCAACAGCUCGCGACCUUGUCCGAGUCGACUCCGGCCAGCUUCACCGACAUACCCCCUCUGCUCCAUCACCACGAGACCCAAGUACGCUACACCCUUGACCCGCCCUUCGAAGAGCUCGAGCGUGAAGGUGUCGCAGAUCUCUACAUCACCGAAGGGUCCGUUUGCUCUUUCCGUCUUUCGUCUUGGUCUUGACCUCCUCCCCCACCAACUGACCCGCCCGCCGCGCGCUCGCAUGCGAACCCGUCUGCACGACUUGUACCUUGCACAGAGCCGUGUCCUUCUUUUCGACGGCAUCCUCAACCGGACUCUUGAUCCCCUACCCGCACUUGACCCUGCACGCCAUCUCACGCGAGCCUCCGAGAUCUUCGACCGCGAACGCGACCACGAAUGGUGCGUCCGCCUCAUCUUCGUCCGAGACAUCAUCAUCGACGACGGCAUCACCUGCAGGGCCCUGCAUCUACUGCCAAGUCGACGCGGAGGUCAUCGAAUCCGACACGGAUGAACUUGAAGGGCAGACGUACGAGCUCAUCCUCUUCCCGAGCGACACUUCGACUGGUAAGUCCCGUCUUGUCGGCCCCGUCGGGAAGAAUGAGCCACGAGUUCUCCCCUGAGGCUCAUCUUCAAGACAAUCCAUCUUCCCAGUGGACAAGAUAUUCGAAACGCUUUCGGACUGCGCCGCGCUGCAUCCCCCACCUGGCGCCUCGGACCCAUCCUCGCUUUUCGGAGGUCUUGACCCGGACUCGAUGGUCUAUGCCGACGAGCAGGGCAACGUCGCUGGACCUGGACUCGAUUCGGUCGAAACACACGGCAGUGGGGAUGCGGUGGAAGAUGCCCCCGAUUCCCCCGAUAUUGCUCUUGAGAGUAGCGCCGGUCGCGUCAGGAGUGACUUUACUCAUCCCGAAACGAGAAAGGGGCCUUACUGA